UCACUUCUUCACAUAAUGGUUACAGAUGAUUACUUGGUCGACUUGGGUGCACAAUGGAUUGACGGAGAAAGAGGAAACGUGGCGAACGAUUUGGCAAGUCCACUGAACCUCACGGACCACCCGAUGCCGAACAUGCCUUUCAACUUCAAAACGUAUACAUCUUCGGGAGAGUUGAUCGAUCCUGCGGUCGACCAUAACAUCACAGAUGUUCACGUUCACAUCUACGAUUAUGUAGACACGACGUCCAAAGAAUGCCAAACAUCUGUCGGCGAAUGUUUCACCCACAAGUACAAAGAGCAUUUCAAGAAAAUACCGGAAUUGAAUGAAACACUGCAGGAUCAAUUUCUGCGGCAAUACAAUCUCAUGGAGAUGAGUCUGCAACCUGCUGAUACGUGGUUCGACAUCGAGAUGAGUAAAAAAUUAGAGAAUGCAGAAGCCACAGGACACCUACUCAUAAAUUGGAAGGAACGAGGAUACAGUACUAUUCUCGACAUAUUAAUGAAAAAAUUUCCAAACCCGGAGGAGGAGUUACCUGUGUUAAACAAAACGAUGCUCAACGUGGAAGUAACGAAAGUCGAUUACUCAAACGAAGACGGAACCGUGAAAGUGAUCACGAACGACGGAAAGGAGCACACAGCCGAUCACGUUAUCAUGACACCUUCUUUAGGAGUGCUUAAGGCGGACCACGAAACAAUGUUUAAUCCUCCGUUACCGGAAAACAAAGUCAAAAACAUUAAGGGGAUUGGAUUUGGAAACGCUUGUAAAAUAUAUUUAGCGUUCAACAAUAGUUGGUUUAAUCCGCUGGGGCUGAAGAACGGAGGCUAUAACAUUUUGUGGAGCACAGAAGAUAUAACG
Molecule: messenger RNA, 855 nt
Organism: Ceratina calcarata
Lineage: Eukaryota; Metazoa; Arthropoda; Insecta; Hymenoptera; Apidae
Product: putative polyamine oxidase 5
Exons: 4
Molecular function (GO): polyamine oxidase activity
Source: RefSeq, a predicted model, not a curated record